AUGAUCCCUCACCAGAAGUAUAUAUUUCAUGGGAACAAAACAGAUGUUAAAUUCUUCUUCCUGCUUGGCUUCCCUGGUACUGCUCAGGUACAGCUGUUUUACUUUGCAAUUUUUUUGGUCAUUUAUAUACUAACUGUGGUGGCCAAUUUUCUCAUAGUUACCAUGGUCUUCUUAAAUUCUCAUCUUCGCAUACCCAUGUAUUUUUUCCUCAGCAACUUUGCUGUGCUGGAUACCUGGUGUUCAACUGCUGUCAUUCCUAAAACGCUCAGCUAUUUGAUCACACAAGAUAAGCUUAUUUCCCAUUCUGGGUGCCUUGCUCAACUUUGCUUUGUGUUCUCUGUGGGACCUACAGAAUUCUUCUUACUUACGGUUAUGGCUUAUGAUAGGUAUCUAGCCAUCUGUUUCCCGUUACAAUAUGUAACAAUGAUGAACAGUCAGAUCUGCCUUUAUUUAGCUAUAGGCUCGUGGAUGAGUGGUUUCUUUACUGGCUGGUCAUUAACUAUUCCAACCGCUCUACUAAACUUUUGUGGACCCAAUCAAAUUGAUCAUUUUUUUUGUGAUUUUAUCCCUCUGGUAAAACUAUCUUGUUCUGAUACAUCCACCAGUGAGAAAGUCUUCUUUUCAUUUGCAUGGGUAGUUGUGCUAAGCUCACUUACUUUUAUAACAGUAUCUUAUUCAAAUAUACUUAAGACCAUUCUUCGAAUUCCAUCAAGCCUUGGUCGUCAGAAGGCCUUUUCAACUUGUGCUGCUCAUUUAACUGUGGUAAUUAUUUUCUAUGGAACUGUCAUAUUUAUGUAUGUCCGCCCAAGUGCUUCCCACUUUUCUGAUAAAGAUAAAGUGGUUUCUCUGUUUUAUUCUGUUAUAACACCACUUUUAAACCCUCUUAUCUACAGUCUUAGGAAUCGAGAAUUUAAAAAGGCAUUGAAAAAGGUUCAAGAGAAACUCCACAAGUCAAUUUAUGAUGUGUAGGCUAA
Messenger RNA from Rana temporaria (common frog), 974 nucleotides. Its product is annotated as olfactory receptor 6F1-like. NCBI's taxonomy places the organism in Eukaryota, Metazoa, Chordata, Amphibia, Anura, Ranidae. Bases 1 to 969 code for a protein of 322 amino acids. Gene Ontology annotation, biological process: G protein-coupled receptor signaling pathway. Gene Ontology annotation, cellular component: membrane. Gene Ontology annotation, molecular function: olfactory receptor activity; G protein-coupled receptor activity. The transcript has a single exon. The record is from RefSeq and is a predicted model, not a curated record.